UGUUAGCUUCUCACUACAGUUGGUCACAGGGGCCGAAUAAAGAGUCGACGACAAAGCAAAGUCGAAGGAUGGUUUUGAAUCUGUGUCAGCCGCACUUUUACACAACAGUUCACUGCAACAAGCUUUGUGCAGACGGCUAUGAUGUCUCAAACCUUGUGUCAGCUGACCCCGCUCUCCAGAGGCGGGGCUUCAAGCUGGAGUACUUCCUACGUCCACCUGUGCAGGUAACCCUGAAGUUUGGCUUCCAGGUGGAGCUCUGCAGGGUGGAUGUGGAGCUGUGGCCCUGGGGCAUGGACCGAGGACAGGCCAGGAAGAGACUGGAGAUCAGCACCAGCUCCGAUCCGCUACCUUCUCACAAAUUUAAUCAAGGACACAAACGGGUUCAGCAAAAGGACAAAAUUCACAUGCAGGUUAAGCACCAAAACAAACUGAACAAUAGCAACCGAGAGUGUGAGGGUAAAUCCCAUCAUAGUAAUGGCCACCCGUGGACUGUUCAGGCCCAACAGUGGGGGGAGGAGGCUGUAGGUGGGUACCCAAACAAGCAUCAGAUGGCCAAAGAUCAGCCUCAAGCAAACGCUGACUCCCACCAACUUGAGGCCGAGUUUAAACUGGUGGGUCGGUGUGAACUUAGAGACUUAACCCGAGUCUGUUUUUCCCAGUCCAGUUUUCGCUCCCAGCCCCUGUUCCCCUCCCCACCUCCGUCACUACCCGCAAACUGUCGACAGGAGGAGCUGUGGAGCAGGGGUCCAUUUUCGCUGGGCGCCGUGACGCAGCUUCGAGUGACCUUGGCGUUUGGCGGUUCCGCCUCAGCGCUGGGAUUCAAGACUCUGUCUGUGUGGGGACAACCUGCUCGCUGCUGCCCUCCACAGGAAGUGGAGAGGAUCAAAACGGUCCACCAGGCCAGUGAAAGACGACUGCCGCAGUCUGGGUUUUUUACCUCCUCUCUCAGAACAACCAGUCGACCGCAGCAAGCAGCCACACCUCUGAGCAGUAAUUCCAUCCCAGAAGAGUUCCUUGAUCCUUUAACCCAGGAGGUAAUGGAGCUGCCGAUGCUGCUGCCCAGCGGCGUAUCGGUGGACAACACCACUCUGGAGGAGUGCCAGAAGAGAGAAGCCACUUGGGGUCGAGCCCCGAACGACCCCUUCACCGGUGUCCCGUUCACCUCAAACUCCCAGCCUCUUCCCAACCCCCAGCUGAAGCUACGCAUCGACCACUUCAUCCUGCAGAGAGGGGGGGUGAGGAGGGACGGGAUGUUGGGGAGACAAGGGGAAGGAAAGAAUCCACAAGCCUCGAGACUAAUAUCCUCCAGAGAAGAAGGACAGUCCCACAUUGCUCCAUUUCUCAGUAAGAGCUCAAUAAACAGCACUGUCCGAAGCUCAAAGAGCACUGUUCAGGGAGAAGAUGCUGGAUUAGGACAAUCAUCGGAUAAAGGAAAUCAUACAUCUUACUCUCAGCCUCUUGCUACAGAAAAUAAAUCAGAGUGGGAUCAAAAAAAGAAACGAUAUCUGAUUUAUGGAAGAGAUUCAGUAGAAGAGUUCGAUGAGAAGCAACUACAACCUCAAACAAAAAGACCAAGACAUGAUGCACUUUCAGUCCCAGCCUGCAGCUCCCAUGAGCAGCGUCUGUCCGCCAGCCUGGACGAGGCCCUCUUCUCCGCCCUGCAGGGACGACCGUCCUUCACCUCAAACUUGUCCCAGCAAAGACGGGACACUGGUGACAGUGAAGCACUGAACACCACGCAGCCGAGUUCAGACAUUCCGAACAUCUGCCCAGGUGAGAAGACGUGCUCCGCUUGUUCCUGCUCAGUCUCCGUUUACUCCACAUCUGCCGUCUACCGUCUGACCUGCGGCCACUUGCUGUGCCGCGCCUGCCUGCAGAGGCGAUCACACACUCCAAACUCCGUCUCUACAGUAACGUCCAAUCACGUCCUGUGUCCCACCUGCCAGAGCGGUACCCCACGUGGUGACAUCAUACGUGUGCACCACUGAAAGGAAGCUGUGCCUUAAAAAGCCUGUGAAGAAACCAGGACUGUUCUCAAGGUGAAGAAGUGUUGAACUCGCAGUGAAGGAGAAACAUCCCCAUUAAUACAUUGUUUAUUGGGUUUGACAUGACCACAGUAUAUCGCCAUUCCCCAUUGUCGUUUCAAUCGUAUGAUAACUUCCGAGGAGGUACAUUUUGUGGCAUUUCAAUCAAUCACUUUACACGUCUUUCAUUGUUAUGUAUCAUGUUGUGUUACAUAUCAUCCUUCUUCAUACAUGGAAGCCUUUCCUUGGACGAGUGGCGUCACAACACUUGAUUACACAGACCAAAUAAGGUUUUAAUGCCCGCAGCUGAAAAAAGAACAUCCCUGAAAGCAAAGACCUUUACAUUGUGUAAAAAAAAAAUAAAGAACUAACUUGAGAAAGGA
This is a messenger RNA of Limanda limanda (common dab), 2407 nucleotides long. It is a transcript of the gene ubox5, whose product is annotated as U-box domain containing 5. The coding region runs from base 69 to 1988 and encodes 639 amino acids. Gene Ontology annotation, biological process: protein polyubiquitination. The record is from RefSeq and is a predicted model, not a curated record. Lineage: Eukaryota; Metazoa; Chordata; Actinopteri; Pleuronectiformes; Pleuronectidae. The transcript has 7 exons. Gene Ontology annotation, molecular function: ubiquitin-ubiquitin ligase activity; ubiquitin protein ligase binding. Gene Ontology annotation, cellular component: nucleus.